ACUGAAGUACAAGGAAUCAACAUCCACUCCCUGAGAUAUAUUUAAUUUUCGUAGUUCCGUAGUGAGAACUCCCACUCUACUUGUAGUCCUGCUCUUGUCUGGGGAAAGCGAAUCUGCUGCGAUGGUCACUGCUACUACAGUGGUCCCUCUAUAAUCCGGCACCAUUUGUGCCACGAAAAUCUGCUGGAUUAGGGAGGGUGCUGAUUUCUGAUUUACUGCUGCAAUGUGCAUGAAGAGGACAUUUUGGCUACUGAAAAUUGUGCUGGUUUAUCGAGGGUGCUGGAUUAUAAAGUGCCGGAUUAGAGAGGGACGACUGUAGUAUGUUCUGGAAAGCGAAUGAGUCACGAGUCGUUCACUCGCGUCCUCGCCCGCUGCUGCUGCGAAUCCUGUGCGUGACUCAGAUAUUGACGGUAGCUCUCAUCCUGUGGUACGCAGUGGAGCGAUCCCUCGAUGAACAAAAUCUACGGGCAUACGAAUGGCAAGUGGAUGGCUUCUACAGGGCAGUCAAGCUUCGGCCAGACUUCCAGGACCUCAACACUGAGGGCGGGCUGAGGCCGGCUAGAUGCGCCACUGGUCAGCCGAAACAGUACGCCAUUCCAGCACCCCGCCGCUCGACUGAAAGUCUCAUGUCCGUGACUAUCUUGGUCAAGACGGGUCCUACAUACUUCGAGAGGCGAGAGCUGACACGCAAGCUAUGGUUCAAUCGCUGCCGAAGCAGACAUUUCGUUCCCGAUGGACCCAAAGCGGAUGAGCACAUGGAUGUACUGAAGAACGUUCGGACACUGUGCCAAUUUUACACUGGACAAUCUGAGAGUGCAGACGUCAUGACCAGGCUUCGAGCGGAGGUGGAGAGCAAGGAGGAUGUAUUUGUGGCUCCCAUCAUGGACGGCUAUGACACAAUGACGUCAAAGACGUUAUGGGCACUGCAUUGGUAUCAGCUCCAGCAACCCACAUCCGACUAUCUAAUGCUAGUGGAUGAUGAUGCGUACGUAGUGUUUGAGAACUUGCUAGUAUGGCUGAUGCAGCAGCCCAGAAAAAGGCUGUACACAGGCAGCCCUCAUCCGGAGCAGAACCGUGAUGUAGUCCGCUGUGCAUUGUACAGUCGAAGCAAAAACUGCAUCAACGACAAUCACAUGGCCGUGAUCAAAGACAAGACGUACCCUCCGUUUGCGUCCGGUUUCUCUUACAUCGUGUCGCGGGACAUUGCCAUCCAUGCUGUGCGUCAGGCGCUGACUCAGGCAUCUUCUGCGCUUCCCGGUAACGUCGAGGACGCCAUGCUUGGGUUUUUGCUGCACAAGGCGGGUGCAAGUCUGACCCGUGCUCCGGGGUUUCUCCACUGGAAGCUGAUGCAUGGCAAGUGUAGCAGGAGCACACCAUUGCUGGUCGUGGGCAACGUUCCCAUGACGACGCUGAUGAAGAUGGCACGUAACGAGCGUCUGGGCAAGAAUCCAUGCUACGGGCUGUUCCUCGAACCCUGGUGAUGCACCGUGAUUGCCGUGUCAGUUCACGUCUGCAUCAAAGCACCUUGCUAAUGCACUGAACCAUUAUACGAGAAGACGCAAACUACCUGUGACUCUGUCUGUGUGGAUGCUUGCGUCGUCACUCACUGCGGGAAUCCAGACCACUCUAGACAAACAUGCUCCACUUCGGGAACGGUGCCGCAAAUCUCGACGUCCUUGCCCCUGGAUUACAGAUGAGUUAGUGGCAAGUGUUCGUGAACGGAACCGGGCGCAUCGUCUCUGGCUCCGAGACAAAACCGAUCAGAACCUUCAAGAAGCACACCGAUCAGCUCGCUCCAAAGCACGGAAGUUGGACAGGAGUCUGCGCAACUUGUACUUCACUAAGAGAUGUGAUACAUCAGAUCAACGGCAACUUUGGGCUGUCAUGAACGAUGUCACAGGCCGACAGAAGACACGGAAAGAACCUGAAGCGCCGCUUGAGUCACUCAGUAAAUUGUUUGGAGACAUUGUGCAUGACCCUAUGCGGCCACCUGAGCUGCAUAUACCACAUGGUCCAGCCUCUGCAUCUAGCUUCUCAACAUUUCAGCCGGUAAGCGUGUCUGAUGUUGCACAAUGCUUGCAAACUGUGAGUCCUCACAAAGCAUCUGGGAGUGACAACAUUCCUGGAAUUUUACUGCAGCAGUGUUCAGAUGUUCUGGCACCUCCAUUUACCACCCUAGUCAAUGCAUCCUUGACAUCAGGUACUGUGCCAGUGUGUUUUAAAACAUCACACAUUAGUCCACUGUUCAAGAGUGGCGAUGCAACAUCCCCUACUAACUAUAGACCAGUGCCAUU
Molecule: messenger RNA, 2294 nt
Organism: Sycon ciliatum
Lineage: Eukaryota; Metazoa; Porifera; Calcarea; Leucosolenida; Sycettidae
Exons: 2
Coding region: 321-1481 (386 amino acids)
Cellular component (GO): Golgi membrane
Molecular function (GO): hexosyltransferase activity
Source: RefSeq, a predicted model, not a curated record